Myotis brandtii (Brandt's bat) is the source of this 2269-nucleotide messenger RNA. It is a transcript of the gene STXBP2, whose product is annotated as syntaxin binding protein 2. The transcript is spliced from 19 exons. Gene Ontology annotation, biological process: vesicle-mediated transport; intracellular protein transport; neurotransmitter secretion. Gene Ontology annotation, molecular function: syntaxin-3 binding. Bases 31 to 2202 code for a protein of 723 amino acids. Lineage: Eukaryota; Metazoa; Chordata; Mammalia; Chiroptera; Vespertilionidae. The record is from RefSeq and is a predicted model, not a curated record. Gene Ontology annotation, cellular component: secretory granule; plasma membrane.
ACCUCCCCACCAGGCGCGGUUGAGGUAGCCAUGGUGAAGCCAAGUCCACUUCUGGCGGCAGGAGGACCGCAUGCGAGCCCUGACUUUGCGGUUACUGCUCAUCUAAAGCAAAUUUUGAAUGGAGUCAUUCGGAGCGUCAAAAAGGAUGGUGAAUGGAAGGUGCUCAUCAUGGACCACCCAAGCAUGCGCAUUUUGUCAUCCUGCUGCAAGAUGUCAGACAUCCUGGCUGAGGGCAUCACCAUUGUGGAGGACAUCAACAAGCGGCGAGAACCCAUCCCCAGCCUGGAGGCCAUUUACUUGUUGAGCCCCACGGAGAAGUCGGUGCAGGCCCUGAUCGCAGACUUCCGGGGGACCCCGACCUUCACCUACAAAGCGGCACACAUCUUCUUCACAGACACCUGCCCUGAGCCUCUGUUCACUGAGCUGGGCCGCUCCCGUCUGGCAAAGGUAGUGAAGACGCUGAAGGAGAUCCACCUUGCCUUCCUCCCCUACGAGGCCCAGGUGUUCUCCCUGGAUGCCCCCCACAGCACCUACAACCUCUACUGCCCCUUCCGGGCAGGGGAGCGGGCACGGCAGCUUGAGGCGCUGGCCCAGCAGAUUGCCACGCUUUGCGCCACCCUGCAGGAGUACCCAGCCAUCCGCUACCACAAGGGACCAGAGGACACGGCCCAGCUGGCCCACGCAGUCCUGGCCAAGCUGAAUGCCUUCAAGGCAGACACUCCCAGUCUGGGCGAGGGCCCUGAGAAAACCCGCUCGCAGCUGCUGAUCAUGGACCGGGCGGCCGACCCCGUGUCCCCACUGCUGCAUGAGCUCACGUUCCAGGCCAUGGCCUAUGACUUGCUGGACAUUGAGCAGGACACGUACAGGUAUGAGACCACCGGGCUGAGCGAGGCCUGUGAGAAGGCGGUGCUGCUGGAUGAGGACGAUGACCUGUGGGUAGAGCUGCGGCACAUGCACAUUGCGGACGUGUCCAAGAAGGUCACGGAGCUCCUGAAGACAUUCUGUGAGAGCAAGAGAAUGACCACCGACAAGGCCAACAUCAAAGACCUGUCCCACAUCCUGAAAAAGAUGCCACAAUACCAGAAGGAGCUGAACAAGUAUUCCACGCACCUGCACUUGGCUGACGACUGCAUGAAGCGCUUCAAGGGUCCGGUGGAGAAGCUGUGCGGUGUGGAGCAGGACCUGGCCCUGGGCUCGGACGCGGAGGGGGAGAAGAUAAAGGACGCCAUGAAGCUGAUCGUGCCCGUGCUGCUGGACGCGGCAGUGCCCGCCUACGACAAGAUCCGCGUCCUGUUGCUCUACAUUCUCCUGCGGAACGGUGGCGGGUCACCGUUCGGCAGGGUGCUCAUUGCUAGUCCUGCAGUGAGAACACACAGUGGCCUGGGCUCCUGGGCGUCUCGGAGGACUCCCGUGCACCCAGACACACAGCAGCUUCCUCUGCUCAGCCUUCUGCUCAGCCUCUCCUGUCUCUGGCCCUGCGCAUCCUCCACACCGCAGUGCGCCUCUCAUAGUUCCCAUCUCCCUCCCGGUCCCCUCGCUCCACCUCCCACCUCUCCGCUCCCCUGUUUCUCUGUGUCCUCCCAUCUCUGUCCUCAUUUCUCUCUUUGUCCUCUUUCUCUGUGCUCCCUCUUUGUCUCACUGUCUCUGUGUUUCUUCCUCUCUCUCUCUCUCUCUCUCUCUCUCUCUCUCUCUCGUUCUGUCCAUAUCCCCAUCUUUCUGCAACCGCCCAAGCAGCAGGAGCCCCCAGCCUCCUCCUCAAUCCCCCACCGCCUGCAGGGCCCUGGGGUCUCCAGCCGGCUGGAGCGGAGGGAGCGCUUGGAGCCCACCUAUCAGCUGUCCCGCUGGACUCCAGUCGUCAAGGAUGUGAUGGAGGAUGCUGUGGAGGACCGGCUGGACCGCAAGCUAUGGCCCUUUGUGUCUGACCCCGCCCCCAUGCCAAGCUCUCAGGCUGCAGUCAGUGCCCGCUUCGGCCACUGGCACAAGAACAAGGCUGGUGUGGAGGCCCGGGCAGGGCCCCGGCUCAUCAUCUACAUUUUGGGCGGCGUGGCCAUGUCAGAAAUGAGGGCCGCCUACGAAGUGACCAGGGCCACAGAUGGCAAGUGGGAGGUGCUGAUUGGCUCCUCACACAUCCUCACUCCAACCCGCUUCCUGGACGACCUCAAGAUGCUGGACCAGAAGUUAGAGGACAUUUCCUUGCCUUGACCGUCCAGGCCCACCCUGACCUGCACCCCUCCCUUUCCAGAAAAAUAAAGUCCUCUUCUGUCUGGGG